Messenger RNA from Aphidius gifuensis, 4340 nucleotides. It is a transcript of the gene Stat92E, whose product is annotated as signal transducer and activator of transcription 5B. The record is from RefSeq and is a predicted model, not a curated record. Lineage: Eukaryota; Metazoa; Arthropoda; Insecta; Hymenoptera; Braconidae. The coding region runs from base 491 to 2965 and encodes 824 amino acids. Gene Ontology annotation, molecular function: RNA polymerase II cis-regulatory region sequence-specific DNA binding; DNA-binding transcription factor activity, RNA polymerase II-specific. Gene Ontology annotation, biological process: regulation of transcription by RNA polymerase II; cell surface receptor signaling pathway via JAK-STAT; defense response. The transcript has 6 exons.
CCCCACUGCCCGUCACUCACCGUCGGUCGGGUGUAGUGGGCUCAACCAGCUCCUCGCUGGGGGCUCCUCACUGAGUUCCUCUUCCUCACCAUCGUCGUACCACGGCUGUGUGUUGUUGUUGUUUUUUUUUUUUUUUUAUUUCAUUAUAUUUUAUACAAUUUUUAAAAUAAAAAAAAAAAAAAUUUUUCGCACACUGUCACAUUAACAGUGCUGGAUGGACUGCUUUUAUUCAACUGACUAGUGACUACAACAAACCCAUACCAGUCACUUUGCAAUAAACGACAAAAUAUAUACUCAAAUUUAUACUCAAGAGAGUGAUACAACGAACUCGAGAACUUACGGAUAAAAAAAAAAAUAAAAUAAAUUUGUUUUUAUUACAAUAAGUAAUAACAACUUGAAGCAGUUUUAACGAGUUUCUAGGCCCCGUUUAUCAGGGCCUGGAUUUGUGUAAAUUAAAUAAAAUAAAUAAUAAUAUUGAGUGAGUGAAAUAAUGGCACUGUGGGCCAAAGCACAACAGUUGCCUCCAGAGGCACUGGAACAGGUACGAACAAUGUAUGGUGAACAUUUUCCCAUUGAAGUACGUCAUUUUUUAUCAUGCUGGAUUGAGGAAAAAAUGUGGACGGAAUUGGAUCCAGAUAGUCCUCAAUAUGAACAUUACAUAUCAAAUUUAGUUAAUGCAUUGAUACAAGAAUUAGAAACAAAAGCAGCAUCAAUAACAACUGAUGAUUUGUUUUGUUCAAAAAUAAAAUUGCUAGAUGCUGCAAAAUUAUUUAAAACAAAAUACAGUCAUUCUCCAUCAACGUUAUACAGAAUAUUGCAUCAUUGUUUAUCAAAUGAAGUGAAAUUAGUUUCACAAGUUGAAGGUACAAAUGGUAGUUCACAAAAUAUGCCAAAUGCACGUGUUGGUUUAAUGAUUGGAGAUGCAGCAGGUGAAAUAGUACAACAAGUCGAUGCAUUACGUCAACGAACAAAUGAAACAGGUGAAGAUUUACAACAUAUGUCACAAGAACAAGAAGCAUUUGCAUUAACUUAUCAUGAAUGUACAAAAAUAAAUGCACAUUUAAAUCAAUUAGCAACUCAUCCACAAAGUCAACAAAAUUUAGAAAGUGAACAAAAAUUACUUCGUCAAAAAGAACAUCAAGAUCAAAUAUUAAAACAUCAAGUUGCAACAUUAUUACAAUUAAGAAUGUCAAUAAUUGAUAAAUUAAAAGAUACAUUAGCAAGAUUAACAGUAUUACAAUCACGUGUACUUGAUGAAGAACUUAUUAAAUGGAAACGUGAUCAACAAUUAUCUGGUAAUGGUGCACCAUUUAUUUCACAACUUGAUGUUAUACAAGAAUGGUGUGAAAGUUUGGCUGAAUUAAUAUGGCUUAAUCGUCAUCAAAUAAAAGAAGUUGAAAGAUUAAAAUUAAAAUUUCCAUUUGAAUCACCAAAUGUACCAGAUUUAUUACCUGGUCUAAAUUCAUCAAUAACACAAUUAUUAAGUUCACUUGUAACAAGUACAUUUAUCAUUGAAAAACAACCACCACAAGUUAUGAAAACAAAUACUAGAUUUACAAGUACAGUACGUUUAUUAGUUGGUGGUAAAUUAAAUGUACACAUGUCACCACCACAAGUUAAAGUUAGUAUUAUAAGUGAAGCACAAGCAAAUGCAUUAUUAAAAAGUGAUAAACUAACUAAAAAUAGUGAAGCUAGUGGUGAAAUAUUAAAUAAUUCUGGUACAAUGGAAUAUCAUCAGGGUUCACGUCAGCUAGCUGUUAGUUUUAGAAAUAUGCAAUUAAAAAAAAUUAAACGUGCUGAAAAAAAAGGUACUGAAUCAGUUAUGGAUGAAAAAUUUUCAUUAUUUUUUUCAUCAUCAUUUAGUAUUGGUGGUGGUGAACUUGUAUUUCAAGUAUGGACAUUAAGUUUACCAGUUGUUGUUAUUGUACAUGGUAAUCAAGAACCACAUGCAUGGGCAACUGUAACAUGGGAUAAUGCAUUUGCUGAACCUGGUAGAGUACCAUUUGUUGUACCAGAUAAAGUAUCAUGGCAAAAUGUUGCUGAGGCACUUAAUGUUAAAUUUCGUUCAGCAACUGGACGUUUAUUAUUAGAUGAUAAUAUUAACUUUUUAGCUGAAAAAGCAUUUAGAGGUGGUUGUAAUAAUACACAAAAUGAACAACAAGAUUAUACAAAUGGUAUGCUUAGUUGGGCACAAUUUUGUAAAGAACCAUUACCAGAAAGAAAUUUUACAUUUUGGGAAUGGUUUUAUGCUGUUAUGAAAUUAACUAGAGAACAUUUACGUGGUCCAUGGAUGGAUGGUUAUAUACUUGGUUUUGUUAGAAAAAAACAAGCUGAAGAAAUGCUUACAAAUUGUACACCUGGUACAUUUCUCAUGAGAUUUUCUGAUUCAGAACUUGGUGGAGUUACAAUUGCAUGGGUUGGAGAACAAAAUGAAGUAUUUAUGCUUCAACCAUUUACAAGUAAAGAUUUUGCAAUACGUAGUCUUGCUGAUCGUAUUUCUGAUCUUCCACAUUUAACAUUUUUAUAUCCAGAAAUAUCAAAAAGUAUAGCAUUUGGAAAAUAUUAUACACCAUUCAAUGAAAGUCAACCAACAUCAAAUAAUGGAUAUGUUAAACCAUUACUUGUAACACAUGUACCUGGUUGGGGUGGACCUGGUAGUAGUGGUGGACAAACACCUUCACAUUCAUCAAUUGUUAGUUGUGGUGGUGGACAAGGUGGACCAGGUAGCAGUUAUCCAACUACACCUGCAGCAAUGUAUCAAGCAAAUAGUCCAGAUCCAUCAGUAACACGUGAUACACCAUCAGUUGCAUCAAGCUAUGCACCGGGUCUUGGUCACUCAAAUGUCAGUCAACAAAGUGAAAUGGACUACUAUCCUGACAUGCCAAUUGACAACAACCUCAACUUUGAUCCACUCAGUAAUUUUGGAUUUCCUGACAUGAUGGCUGGUUAUCCUAAAACUCAAUAAUAGGUAUGUCACACAUGAUAACUCUCAAUAGUUCAGUUGUCAUUUAUUUUUAUUUUUUUUUCUCUUUUUUUUAAAAAAAUUUUCGUUAUUGAUAUUAUCCUUUUUUUUUGGCAUUUUUUUUUCAUUUUCUAUUUUUAUUUUUUUAAAAUAAUGUUAUCAUGAAUCAUGAUAUAAAUUGUUGAAUUUAAAAUAAUUAAAAUCAAUACAUUGAUUAUUGUAUACGGCUGGAGUUUACGUCAAUGUUAGAAAUUUAAGAAUAAUAAAAAAAAAAAAAAAACGAAUUUUAAAAUGUUAAUUGAUGUAUACUAUAAUUGUCAAUAAUAUCAAUAAUAUUGUAAUAACACGAUCACAAAGAUUAAAUUUUUUAUUAACUCUUAAAACAAUUGUAAAAUUUGGUGCUUUUUUAUUUUUUUUUUUUAAAUAGUUUUUAUUGAUAAAAACUAUCUUAAAAAGCAUUUAUUUUUUUAUUUUUAAUUUUUUUAUUCAAUUUAUGGUAUUGAUUACUGUUUAAUAAGCCAUUUUUUUUCUUUUUUUACUAUUUUAAAUUUACUUUGUGAUCGACAGUAAUUGUCUUAAACUUUUUUCUUAUUUCAUUUUAAAAUAAAUAUUAUUAUUCGGCUGGUGAAUGAAUGGUUAAACAAUUAUGUAAUAUUUUGUCAUGAAAAAUAUAUUUCUUAAUAAUAAUAAUAUUAUAAAUAAUAAGAAUAAUAAUGUUUUGUUAACGUAACAAUACGUUAACUGUUGUUUCCAAAGUGUAGAUACAGCCUAUAAUGUAAUAAUAAUAAUUAUUGUAUUAAUUGUGUGUUUAAAUAUGAUGCGUUUGUUUGUUUUGUUUUAUUAUUAUUUUUUUUUUUUAUAUUUUUCGUUAUUGUUUCUUCACCAAUGUUUAAAUCCUCUUUUUAUUCACCAAAACGAGCCAUUUUUUAGUACGUAAAUCAUUACUUAAAUAAAAUAUUAUUAUAGUUUUUAUUUUCUAAAGUUAAGAAGAAGAAAAAUCUUUAUGAAAAAUGAAAAAAAAAAAAAAGUUUUUUAUGCAUUUUAAGUAUGUUUUUUUUUUUGUAUCAGUUGAAUAUUAUUAUAAUAUAUUCUUAGUAAAUUUGAUAGUAAUAUUUACUAAGGGUAAUAAUAAUAUUAAAAAAUAAACACACAAAGUUAAUAAUUUUAAAAAAAGGCAAAAUUUUUUAUUCGAUGUAAAACCAUGUGCCUUAAGCUAAAAACGAUGUUAAAAUAAGAAAAAAAAAAAAAUAAAUAAAACAUCAUUUUGUGAUAAUAAUACGGAAAAAAGCUUUUAAAUAAAAGUAUAAAGAAAUUUAAAAAAAAAAAACAAUUAUUUAAAACAAUGUUGUGAACUAGCCAUCACUUGUAGAUAUAAAUU